Phytophthora sojae is the source of this 1020-nucleotide messenger RNA. RefSeq lists its product as hypothetical. Gene Ontology annotation, biological process: protein peptidyl-prolyl isomerization. The transcript has a single exon. The record is from RefSeq and is a predicted model, not a curated record. NCBI's taxonomy places the organism in Eukaryota, Oomycota, Peronosporomycetes, Peronosporales, Peronosporaceae. The annotation marks the transcript as partial. Gene Ontology annotation, molecular function: peptidyl-prolyl cis-trans isomerase activity; RNA binding. Gene Ontology annotation, cellular component: nucleus.
AUGUCGGUGCUGGUGGAGACGACGGUGGGGGCGCUGGUGCUCGACCUGUACGUGGACGAGUGCCCCCGGGCGUGCACCAACUUCCUCAAGCUCUGCAAGACCAAGUACUACCACGGCUGCCUCUUCUUCAAUGUGCAGGAGAACUUCAUGGUGCAGGCGGGGGACCCAACGGCCACGGGAGGGGGCGGGGACUCCAUCUACGGCCAGCUCUACGGCGCGCAGGCCCGGUUCUUCGAGGACGAGCUGCCCAAAGCUCGAGGGAAGACCCACGAGGCCCGUAGUGGGCUUCUAGGUAUGGCCUCGGGAUCGGCCAACCAGAACGCGUCUCAGUUCUACAUUACCACCCGCGCCGAGGACAUGGCGUAUCUGGACGAGCAGCAUACCAUUUUUGGCGAGGUGGCCGAGGGCAUGGACGUUCUUGCCACAAUUAACUCGUUAUUUGUGGACAAUGACUACCGGCCCUACCAGGACGUGCGUAUCAAGCACACGUACGUACUGGAUGACCCGUUGCCGGACCCGAAAGGGCUGGAGGAGCUCAUCCCUCCGUCGUCCCCCACGCGAGAGAGACCCGAGCAGGAACAGGUGGAGCCGAGACUGGCGGCCGACGAGAAGCUGGACGAGAAUGAAGGCAGGACCGAGCAGGAGAUCGAGAAGGCCGUGCGCGAGAAGGAGGCCAAGUCCCGCGCCGUGGUGCUGGAGAUGAUCGGUGACCUGCCGGACGCAGACGUCAAACCUCCAGAGGAAGUGCUCUUUGUGUGCAAGUUGAACCCCGUGACGGAGAGCGCAGAUCUGGAUAUGGCUUUUUGCAGGUUUGGGCCGUGCAAGGCGGAGGUGAUCCGAGACCAGAAGACGGGCGACUCGCUGUGCUUCGCGUUCGUGGAGUUCAUGGACCGCCGUCACUGCGAGGAAGCGUACUUUAAGAUGAACAACGUGCUGCUCGAUGACCGUCGAAUCAAGGUGGACUUCAGUCAGUCGGUGUCCAAGCUGUGGAACAAGGUCAAGCGACGUCCGUGGGAGAAG